Molecule: messenger RNA, 552 nt
Organism: Microthlaspi erraticum
Lineage: Eukaryota; Viridiplantae; Streptophyta; Magnoliopsida; Brassicales; Brassicaceae
Source: the annotation of a GenBank genome assembly
AUGGCUCUCCGAUCAAUCAAAACGCCGACCUUGAUAACUCCCGCCGGCGUUGUCUCCUCCUCAACUGUCACCAAGCCUCAGUCUUUCAGAUUACCCUCUAAACUGACGGCGUCACUCGCCGUCCACAACCGCCAUCCAUCAUCGAUCUACGGCAUCUGUUCGAAUCUCAAACUCAAACCAGCAGCUCAUUCUUCUUCCGCCGCGAAAUUCCGGUGCUCAGCGUCGGCGCUGACGCCGCAACUUAGAGAUACGCUGGAGAAACUGGUGAGUUCGGAGAAAGUGGUGCUCUUUAUGAAAGGGACGAGAGAUUUCCCGAUGUGCGGAUUCUCCAACACGGUGGUUCAGAUCCUGAAGAACUUGAACGUGCCUUUCGAGGAUGUGAACAUUCUGGAGAACGAGAUGCUGAGGCAGGGGCUCAAAGAGUACUCGAAUUGGCCGACUUUCCCUCAGCUUUACAUCGGCGGCGAGUUUUUCGGUGGUUGUGAUAUCACUCUUGAGGCGUUUCAGAGUGGAGAGUUGCAGGAAGUGGUGGAAAGAGCUAUUUGUUCUUGA